Messenger RNA from Spirometra erinaceieuropaei, 2564 nucleotides. Lineage: Eukaryota; Metazoa; Platyhelminthes; Cestoda; Diphyllobothriidea; Diphyllobothriidae. The record is from the annotation of a GenBank genome assembly.
AUGUCUGUAAACUGUGUUGCAGUACUGCGGCUUCCUCUCGUGCUCGUCUUCUUUUUCCUCAUCCUUCUGCUGAAUGUGCCUACGUCACAGGCAGCCUCGACGGAGAGGAUCUGGUUGGAUGAGGCAGAAGAGGGAAGACUGCAGGCAGGAGAGGAAGACGAUGCGCUGGAUGCGGUGGAUGGGCCUGAGGAGGGGGAGGAAGUGGAGGAACCGGGACGGGCAUCUAAUCCACUCGCACCAGCUGGCUGGUGGGUGCGAUUUCGUGAACGUGUCAAAGAAUUUCUGCGAGGACGUGGAUGCCGAGGUGGAGGUUGUCGCGAGUCAGUUAGGCAUUAUCCAAUCGUCCGUAUACCCUUUUAAUCUUCCAUCGUUCUUGCUGUUAAUUUUUUACUUUCGUCCCUUGAGAACUCUCCCUUUCGAAUAGAGUCAUCUUUCGUUUCCACAUUAUGUUAGUUCCGUUCUUUGCAAAAGUUUUAUGGCCGUUUUACGAGAAAUGGUACCCUGGGAGUUGAAAUCGCUAUUUAACGUUUCUCUGGCAUAUUUUUAAAAUUCUGUCCACAAUAAGUGCACGCACUACAAGUUGUAUCAUCCUGAAAUAGCAAUAAUUACUCUUCAUUUAUGAUGAUGUGGUAGAAAGCGAUUUCGAAACGUCUUCCUGUCAGUGGUCGGUAUUCGCUAAUAAAUGAACAAGUGAGGCUAAAAUCAUGGCCGGUUAUGCAACGUCCGAGAGCAGACUCCAUCUUUAGGAGAGUAUUGGAUAAAUCACUACCAACUUAACGACACGUACAGUGAGUUACCUAACUCAUGAAAUGUAGGCUGAAAUUCUGAAAUGCGUUUUCGAUUAGGAAGGAUGACUUGGUCGCGGUCGUAAUACUGACUACCUUGCGGCAUACUCUUAUAACAUUUCGGACUUGGCAGGAUGUCGGCUUUUAAAUGCACUUCUUUUCAAUCUCCUGUAGAAAGCGUACUUUCGUCUCUUCCACUUCUCCUUCAGACUUUUGUACGCGGCGUCCAACUCAAUGUGCCUGUUGAUACAUGAUUCAUCCGAGUGCAUGGCCUCGAGGAACUCUCGGCAUUUUUUGAAAGGGCAGACACCGACAAUCCGAGUUCUGUCCCAAGCGAAGGCAUGCCCGGUUUCCAGGGUAUGCAUGGCUACUUUAGACAGGUGGUCUCAAGUACUGCAAACUGUCUGGGGAACCAACGUCGAAAAUUCACGCAAUAAAACUCCUUUUCCCAAAGAACACCCUUGACUUCAACAUAUACAGUGCGUGACCUAUCUCAUGAAAUGUUGGCUGAAAUUUUGAAAUGGGUUUUCGAUUAGGAAGGAUUACUUGGUCGCGGUUGUAAUACUGUUUAUCUUAAGGCAUACUCUUAUAACAUUUUGGACUCGACAGGAUGUCGGCUUUCAAAUGCACUUCUGUUCAAUAUCCUGUAGAAACCGUGCUUGGUAAAAAAUGACUACUUAAGUAGCAUGCAUUUUUCCCAUUGAUUUUCGAUGGUCAAAUAUAUUUUAUAGAAUCCACAAACAAAAAUAUGCUUUCUUUUAGCCAAUCAAUAGAGAAUCACGUCUUCUCUAUAUUUUAUACUUAAGGAAGGAGUAUAAUUAGGUUUUAAAAACGUUUUCUUUUUGCCGAAAAAUUUGGAGCCUUAUCAUUCGUUGCAUUAACCGCGAGGACAAGCUGUCUUUGGUCUAUGGCCACAUACGAGAACUGAACCACAAUUUUGCCUUUGAGAAAGCGAGAGUAAUUGGUCGAGCCAAUGAGGAGAUGGCCAGACUGGUGCUCGAAAGUUGGUCCUCGACUGGUACACUCAACCGAGCUAUAGAUCUACAUCCCGCCUACCAAGCAGUCCGGAUAGGACCAGUAAGGCAAACGAGCACGCGGGACCGAGAGUCAACGCUCACGGAAAAGAGCGGAAUUGGGGGCCAGAGGUCAUGUGACCAAAGCCGAACACUGUCUCACCGAUGCGCCCGCGAAGCUGAAUGCUGCUCACCUGAACAGCAACGACCGAUCAGUCCAACGACUGACGUGGGAGGGACCAAGCGGCACGUUGAUUUGACCACAACUAAGCCGACCCCAAAGGGAACAAAGGUCACGCAGGCCUAUCAGCGGUCAGCUCCGGGGAGGUCUAAGCCAGUCAGCGGCAAACAGGCAGGUCAAAGUUCGUGCGUCCGGCACGGCUAUAAUACGAGGCAAGCGGCAAGACUGAAUAACUCAAGACCCGCAAGUGCAACAAUUACGCUACUCUGAUGAUGGAAACGAGGAAGUUUCCGAAACGUCAGUUCGAAUACAAUAUGGUCCAUGGAUUCGCCCUCUCUUCUUCUUCGUCUUCUUCGGGAGAUGAUGAACGCGAUACAAUGUCUGGACCUCGAAUCUUUACGCAUAUCGAUGUGUAUAUAUAUAUAUGACAGUGGGCGCUCGCCGAUCAGGUUACGGAACAUGCUCGUUCCGUUGUGCCUUGGGGCUCAUACUUAAACCCUCGCAGGCAGUCGCACAGCGACUAGUAGUAGACAUAGAUGAGAUGAUACCGACAAAGACUAGGGAGACCGGAAUGGCCAUUUCUGG